Molecule: messenger RNA, 1140 nt
Organism: Prunus armeniaca (apricot)
Lineage: Eukaryota; Viridiplantae; Streptophyta; Magnoliopsida; Rosales; Rosaceae
Source: the annotation of a GenBank genome assembly
AUGGCUACCCAAGGUCAAGUCAUCACCUGCAAAGCGGCGGUGGCCUGGGAACCCAAUAAGCCAUUGGUGAUCGAAGACGUACAGGUAGCUCCGCCUCAGGCCGGAGAGGUCCGGGUCAAGAUUCUCUACACUGCUCUCUGCCACACCGACGCUUAUACCUGGGGUGGUAAGGAUCCUGAAGGUCUCUUCCCUUGCAUUCUUGGUCAUGAGGCUGCAGGGAUUGUUGAGAGCGUUGGUGAAGGUGUUACUGAAGUUCUGCCAGGAGACCAUGUCAUCCCUUGUUACCAGGCAGAAUGCGGAGAAUGCAAGUUUUGCAAAUCAGGGAAGACAAAUCUCUGUGGAAAAGUACGUGCUGCCACUGGAGUUGGAGUCAUGAUGAGUGAUCGCAAGAGCCGUUUCUCUGUUAAUGGAAAACCUAUCUAUCAUUUUAUGGGAACAUCAACAUUCAGCCAGUACACAGUUGUUCAUGAUGUUAGUGUUGCGAAGAUAGACCCAAAAGCUCCACUGGAGAAAGUAUGCCUUCUUGGAUGUGGUGUACCUACUGGUCUUGGAGCUGUUUGGAACACGGCAAAAGUAGAAUCGGGAUCAAUUGUUGCUAUUUUUGGCCUUGGGACCGUUGGUCUUGCUGUUGCAGAGGGUGCCAAAACAGCUGGUGCAUCACGAAUAAUUGGCAUUGAUAUUGAUAGCAAAAAGUUUGAUACAGCAAAAAACUUUGGAGUUACUGAAUUUGUGAACCCAAAGGACCACGAGAAGCCAAUCCAACAGGUCCUUGUUGACCUCACUGAUGGUGGCGUUGACUACAGUUUUGAGUGCAUUGGAAAUGUCUCGGUGAUGAGAGCUGCCCUGGAGUGUUGCCACAAGGGCUGGGGAACAUCUGUUAUUGUUGGUGUUGCAGCAUCAGGACAGGAGAUCUCCACUCGCCCUUUUCAAUUGGUGACUGGUCGUGUCUGGAAGGGAACAGCCUUUGGUGGUUUCAAGAGCCGCUCACAGGUGCCUUGGCUUGUAGAGAAGUACUUGAAGAAGGAAAUCAAAGUUGAUGAGUACAUCACCCACAAGUUGACUCUUGGGGAGAUCAACAAAGCAUUUGAUUUGAUGCAUGAAGGGGGAUGUCUCCGGUGUGUGCUUUCUACGGAUGCAUGA